AUGUCGCUCGCGAUGCUAACGCGAGUAAUCACUUUCGUGGAAACCGAUUCGGACUUUAAUGAGACGAUGCGCUUGUGGUUUUCCGCCGUGUGCUCGCUUGCCUUUUACGGGAUGUGUCGAAUAAACGAGGUGCUGCUCAUGCCGAAUGGGGAUAUUCAGCUCGGACUUCGGCGCAAAUGGUUUAAAUAUGCAUGUACGCAGUUAAACCACAAGUGGGACAGUGGUGACUACGCGUUCCCAGCACUGACAAAGGCUCCCCGCGGCAAUGCUAAACGUCCAAAGAGCUCUCUCGCUAGCACCAGUUCUAAUGGGACAUUUGGGAAUGUCGGCGUUAAAUGGGGCGCUCCGAUGUCGAACAGUAACUUCACUCAGAUUCUCAACAUUGUCGCCAAUGCAGCUGGAAUCAGCAAGAAUCUCCUUGGGGAUGACAUCUGGUUUACAUCACAUUGCUUUAGGCGAGGCGGGGCUCAGCUGAGACCGUAA
Phytophthora infestans T30-4 is the source of this 483-nucleotide messenger RNA. RefSeq lists its product as uncharacterized. The coding region runs from base 1 to 483 and encodes 160 amino acids. The record is from RefSeq and is a predicted model, not a curated record. The transcript has 3 exons. Gene Ontology annotation, biological process: DNA recombination; DNA integration. Gene Ontology annotation, molecular function: DNA binding. Lineage: Eukaryota; Oomycota; Peronosporomycetes; Peronosporales; Peronosporaceae.